Aureobasidium subglaciale EXF-2481 is the source of this 357-nucleotide messenger RNA. RefSeq lists its product as uncharacterized. The record is from RefSeq and is a predicted model, not a curated record. NCBI's taxonomy places the organism in Eukaryota, Fungi, Ascomycota, Dothideomycetes, Dothideales, Saccotheciaceae. The transcript has a single exon. The coding region runs from base 1 to 357 and encodes 118 amino acids.
AUGCCUGACAACAGAUCCACUACAAGAUCCACCUCAGAAAUGGUCUCUGCGACUUUGCGAGAACACACCGCGCCGCUGACUGAGCGCACCGAAGCAAUCACCUCAGCAUCCAAAUCAAUCGCCUCGCAAAAACGGACUCUGAUCCAAGAUACUCAAAAGCUGUCACGACAGGCCGAAGAGCUUGACAAGACGAUCGGUCAAAGCGUGGACCAGCUGAAGGAAAUGGGCGACCUUCAGAAUUGGGCCGAGGUCGUGUUCCGAGAUAUCUUUGUGAUUGAAGAGACUUUGAGGAUGGUGGAAGAACAGGAGGCUGGGAGCAUCCAGAGAGGUGAUGGCGCCGAUCCCAGGGCACCUUGA